CAGGCUGCAAGGUCCGCAUCCAAGGGGACAAGACAGCGGAGCGGCUCUUUGAGAUCCCCGAUGAGGAGCAGUGCCUCAGGUUCCUCGCGGAAGUGCAGAGCAUCCAGGAUGCCCACAUGAAAGCUUCUGUUCCUGAACCUAAGGACUCAGCCAGCUGGCAUCAGGUGGAGAAGAACCUCCCAACUCUGUCACACACCUCUUCUUCAGGGGCCCUGGGGUUUGAGGAUGACUUCAACACUCUAAGCCUGGAAGAGAAGAGGAACAUGCAGAACCAGCCGGGGGCUCGCCGGGAACCCCCACGGCCUCCUUCUGUGCCUCAGAACAGGCAAGCCCACCGAGAGAGGGAAGGUGCCUCCAGAGACCAGCCCGAGGUGACCAACACCAUGCGCAAGAUGUUCUUGCCCAGCACGCAGCUGGGGCAGAGAGAAGGUCUGAUCAAGCACGUGCUUGCCAAGAGGGAGAAGGACUAUGUCAACCUUCACAACUUCAGGUUUUUUGUGGGGACAUGGAAUGUGAAUGGGCAGUCUCCAGACAGCAGCCUGCAGCCCUGGCUGGUGUGUGACAUGGAGCCUCCAGACUUCUACUGUAUUGGGUUCCAGGAGCUGGACCUCAGCACAGAAGCUUUUUUCUACUUUGAUUCUUCAAAGGAGCAGGAAUGGCUGUUGGCUGUGGAGAAGUCCCUGCACCCUAAGGCCAAAUAUAAGAAAGUGCAGAUGGUCAGGCUGGUGGGGAUGAUGCUGCUCAUAUAUGCUAAGAAGGAUCACCUGAGCCACAUCCAGAAGAUUGUGACAGAGACUGUGGGCACAGGGAUCAUGGGAAAGAUGGGCAACAAGGGUGGGGUGGCUGUGAGGUUUGUGUUCCACAACACCACCUUCUGCAUUGUCAACUCCCACCUGGCCGCUCACGUGGAGGACUUUGAGCGGCGCAACCAGGACUAUAAGGACAUCUGUGCUCGGAUGAGUUUUGAGAUCCCUGCUGAUGGGCUGCCUCAGCUCAACAUCAUGAAACAUGAUGUUGUCAUCUGGCUCGGGGACUUGAACUACAGGCUCUGUCUGCCCGAUGCCAGCGAGGUGAAAAGUCUCAUCAGCAGGAACGAGCUGCAGAAGCUGCUGACCUACGACCAGCUGAACAUCCAGCGCACCCAGAAGAAAGCCUUUGCAGACUUCAUCGAGGGAGAGAUUAAAUUCAUCCCCACCUACAAAUACGAUUCCAAAACAGACCGCUGGGACUCCAGUGGGAAGUGCCGCGUGCCGGCCUGGUGCGACCGGAUCCUGUGGAGAGGGAGCAACAUCGCCCAGAUGCGCUACUGCAGCCACAUGGACCUCAAGACCAGCGACCACAAGCCUGUCAGUGCCCUCUUCCGCAUCGGGGUCAAGGUUGUGGAUGAGCAGAAGUGUCGGAAGACGUUCGAAGACAUCGUGCGUAUGAUGGACAGGAUGGAGAACGACUUCCUGCCCUCGCUGGAGCUGAGCAGGAGAGAAUUUGAGUUUGAGAACGUGAAGUUCCGUCAGCUGCAGAAGCAGAAGUUCCAGAUCACCAACGACGGGCAGGUCACCUGCCACUUCUCCUUCAUCCCGAAGCUCAACGACACCCACUACUGCAAGCCAUGGCUUCGGGCAGAGCCCUGUGAGGGCUACUUGGAGCCAGAUGAGAGCACAGAGAUCUCCCUGGACGUGUAUGUCAGUAAGGACUCGGUCACCCUGCUCAACUCUGGCGAGGACAAGAUUGAGGACAUUCUUGUCCUUCACCUGGACCGGGGCAAGGACUAUUUCCUCACCAUCAGUGGCACCUACCUGCCCAGCUGCUUUGGCACCUCCCUGGAGGCCCUGUGCCGAAUGAAGCGACCCAUCCGCGAGGUUCCAGUCACCAAGCUCAUUGACCUGGGAGAAGACAGCUUCUCAGAAAAGGAGAAAUCCAUUCUGCAGAUGGACUCCCUGGACAGCGAGGAGGCUGGGGAGACACCACUGCAGGUGCCAAAGGAGAUCUGGCUCUUGGUGGACCACCUGUUCAAGAAUGCCUGCCACCAGGAGGACCUCUUCCAGACCCCCGGCAUGCAGGAGGAGCUGGAGCAGAUCAUCGAUUGCCUGGACACCAGCAUCCCCGAGACAAUCCCAGGCAGCAACCACUCGGUGGCUGAAGCUCUCUUGAUCUUCCUGGAGGCCCUGCCAGAGCCAGUGAUCUGCUACGAGCUGUAUCAGCGCUGCCUCGACUGGUCCCACAGCAGCAGGCUCUGCCGACAGGUGAUCUUCCAGCUGCCGCGCUGCCACCGCAGCGUCUUCCGGUACCUGAUGUCCUUCCUCCGCGAGCUGCUCCGCUACUCGGAGGACAACAACGUCACCGCCCCCAUGAUCGCCGCCCUGUUCUCCAGCCUGCUGCUGCGCCCCCCGCCCAACCUGCAGGCCAAGCAAGCUCCGCAGGAGCGCCAGCGAGCCAUCAACUUCCUCUACAGCUUCCUGCUGGCCGGGGACGAGGAGUGACAGCUGCCGAGUGCCAAAGCCGGGCGCCCCGGCUCUCCCCG
This is a messenger RNA of Dryobates pubescens (Downy woodpecker), 2518 nucleotides long. It is a transcript of the gene OCRL, whose product is annotated as OCRL inositol polyphosphate-5-phosphatase. Gene Ontology annotation, molecular function: phosphatidylinositol-4,5-bisphosphate 5-phosphatase activity; inositol phosphate phosphatase activity. Bases 117 to 2477 code for a protein of 786 amino acids. NCBI's taxonomy places the organism in Eukaryota, Metazoa, Chordata, Aves, Piciformes, Picidae. Gene Ontology annotation, cellular component: cytoplasm; membrane. The transcript is spliced from 20 exons. Gene Ontology annotation, biological process: phosphatidylinositol dephosphorylation; signal transduction. The record is from RefSeq and is a predicted model, not a curated record.